CUCAAACAGUUAGUUCUCGUGCACUGGGCAUUUCAUUUAAUUGACCAUAUUUAAAAUGGCCAAGGAAACUAUUCUGAUCACGGGCAUUACAGGGUAUAUUGGAUUCAAGGUGCUGUACAUCGCUCUCACGCACGGCUACCGAGUCCGUGGCGUUGUACGCAAAGAAGAGCAAAUCUCCAAAAUCAAAUCUCACCCUCUCAUGAAUGGCCUUGCCGCUGGUGUUGAAUUUGUCGUCAUUUCAGAUUUAACAGAAGCUGGAGCUUUCGAUACAGCCCUGGAUGAUAUUUCGGUUAUUAUACACCUUGCAUCUCCACUUGCAAAAGAGACAGACUACUAUGAUCGAGAUAUUGUCCAGCCGCCCCUCGAUAUGGAGUCAUCUCUGCUCGGGUCCGCCUUCAACACACCUAGUGUGCGUCGAAUAAUUAUUACUUCAUCGGCUGUAACCUUGAUUCCUCUAUCUUGGAUCACCACCAGCGACAACGACACCGUGUUCACAUCACAAGACCUGAAUACGGACACUACACCUCCAUAUCACAACUCCAUGGAAGCGUACUGGGCAUCCAAGGCUCUCGCACGAAAGCAUGUUCACGACUUUCUGUCCCGGAACAAACCCCAUUUUGACAUUAUUCAGCUGCUUCCUUCAGUUGUCCUUGGCCCAGAUGAUUGGGCUACAGAUCUUGAAACCUUUUUCGUCGGAACUCGUGCCAUGAUUGUGCCAAUUGUCCAAGGUAAAGUCAUGGAAGGAGCGCUUGUGGGAGCACCUGUUCUUGUGGAUGAUGUUGCACUAGCCCAUGUGGACGCGAUCAAGCCAUCGGUGCCCGGUAAUAAGGACUAUAUCUUGACUUCUGACACACCAGAAGGCAUCGAGUGGAACUCCAUCUUGGAUAUUGCCAUCAAGUAUUUCCCCCAAGAGGUUGAAAAUGGAUUGCUUCAAUGUACAGGAUCACUCCCUACGAGAAAGUGGAAACUCGACGCUUCUGACACAAAGAAAGCUUUCGGAUGGGAGUUUACCUCUUUUGAGGACACGGUCAGGAAACAGCUUGAACAAUACAUUACACUAGUCAAGAGUUCUAGAACUUCAUCUUGAGGAUAAUAAAGUAACACGAUCCCAAAAUCGACACCCAAAGUUUCCCUUUCCUUCCUUGGAACUGAACUCUACCUGCUUUAGCCUGAGCUGGGCUGAACUGAUGGUGAGCUGGGCUGAGCCGAUGGUGAUCCAACCUGAAUCGGGGGUCAAGACGUGGU
This is a messenger RNA of Trichoderma asperellum CBS 433.97, 1245 nucleotides long. NCBI's taxonomy places the organism in Eukaryota, Fungi, Ascomycota, Sordariomycetes, Hypocreales, Hypocreaceae. The record is from RefSeq and is a predicted model, not a curated record.